Molecule: messenger RNA, 1937 nt
Organism: Tricharina praecox
Lineage: Eukaryota; Fungi; Ascomycota; Pezizomycetes; Pezizales; Pyronemataceae
Exons: 3
Coding region: 77-1807 (576 amino acids)
Biological process (GO): tRNA wobble base 5-methoxycarbonylmethyl-2-thiouridinylation
Cellular component (GO): nucleus; cytoplasm; elongator holoenzyme complex
Molecular function (GO): iron-sulfur cluster binding; acyltransferase activity, transferring groups other than amino-acyl groups
Source: RefSeq, a predicted model, not a curated record
CCCCACCAUCAACCCGCCGCCGUCACCGCCACCAUAACCACCACCACCGCGAUCGCAUAUCUCAAAUCCUACAACCAUGGCACCCCGAACCUCUGCCGUACCCUCUGGCGGCAAGACCGGCGGCAAGAAGCACGGAAAUCUCGCGCCCGAGCGCGAACGGUUUAUGCAAGCAUGCGCAGACAUCGCACACCAACUGAUCCAAGACCAUGAAGAGAACGACGGAUCAAAGGUCACGAACCUGAACUCGCUGCGAGGCCAGGUCUCGAAAAAACACAAGCUGAGCACUAUACCACCGCUCACAGCGAUCAUGGCGGCGAUCCCGGAACAUUAUAAGAAGUACAUCAACUGGAAGCUUAUUCAGAAGCCGGUGCGGACGAGCUCGGGGAUUGCGGUCGUUGCGGUCAUGUGUAAACCCCAUCGGUGCCCACAUAUUGCCUAUACUGGAAAUAUCUGUGUAUACUGCCCCGGAGGUCCCGAUUCGGACUUUGAGUACAGUACCCAAUCAUACACCGGAUACGAGCCCACAUCGAUGAGAGCAAUUCGAGCCCGCUACGAUCCGUUCGAGCAAGCACGAGGCAGAGUGGACCAGCUGCGACAGCUCGGCCAUAGUGUAGACAAGGUGGAAUACAUCAUCAUGGGUGGAACGUUCAUGUCAUUGCCAGAGAGCUACAGGGACUGGUUCAUUGCCAGUCUGCACAAUGCAUUGUCCGGCUACACUGCUGAAAACGUGGACGAGGCCGUCGAAUUGGCCGAGCAAUCGCAGACGAAGUGUGUCGGCAUCACCAUCGAGACACGGCCCGACUAUUGUCUGGACCAACAUCUCAGCUCCAUGUUGCGGUAUGGCUGCACACGACUCGAGAUCGGUGUGCAGAGUCUCUACGAGGACGUAGCACGGGAUACCAAUCGAGGCCACACUGUUAAGGCAGUAUGUGAAAGCUUCCGUCUGGCGAAGGACGCAGGCUACAAAGUUGUAUCGCACAUGAUGCCGGAUCUUCCCAACGUUGGCAUGGAGCGAGACUUGGACCAGUUCAAAGAGUACUUCGAAAACCCCGACUUCCGCACUGACGGUCUCAAGAUCUACCCUACCCUCGUCAUCCGCGGCACAGGUCUCUACGAGCUCUGGCGCACCGGCCGCUACAAGAACUACACCCCCAACGCCCUGAUCGACCUCGUGGCCCGCAUCCUUGCGCUGAUCCCUCCCUGGACGCGAAUCUACCGUGUCCAGCGCGACAUCCCGAUGCCGCUCGUCACCGCCGGUGUCGAAAACGGCAACCUCCGCGAGCUGGCCUUGAGCAGAAUGAAAGACUUCGGGACAACUUGUCGCGACGUGCGCACGCGCGAAGUCGGCAUCCAGGAGGUCAAAAACAAAGUCCGACCAGACCAGGUUGAGUUCCUGCGGAGGGACUAUGCUGCCAAUGGUGGUUGGGAGACGUUUCUCAGCUAUGAAGACCCUAAGCAGGAUAUUUUGAUCGGCUUGCUGCGGCUGAGGAAGUGCUCGGAUCGGACAUUCAGGAAGGAACUCACUGGGCAACCGACGAGCUUGGUAAGAGAGCUUCAUGUGUAUGGAUCUGCUGUCCCGGUUCAUUCGAGGAAUCCGCGGAAGUAUCAACACCAGGGAUAUGGAACGCUCUUGAUGGAAGCGGCAGAGAGGAUUGCGAAAUAUGAGCACAGAAGCAAGAAGAUCUCAGUUAUAUCUGGAGUCGGUGUGAGAAAUUAUUACGCAAAGCUUGGGUAUUGGCUUGACGGUCCGUACAUGAGUAAGUGGCUAGACAGCGAUGAUGAUGAUGAGUCCUCGGACGAAGAAUGAAACACUCCAAAAGGUUCUUGAUGGGGAGGGGCGUGAGGCGUUGGUCUAUUUUUCUUCUUUGCUUAGAUGUUACGAGAUACGGUCUUUAGAUGUCGUGUAAAAGCAUAGAGUCUGAUUUCUAUCAGGGGUC